Molecule: messenger RNA, 4229 nt
Organism: Metopolophium dirhodum (rose-grain aphid)
Lineage: Eukaryota; Metazoa; Arthropoda; Insecta; Hemiptera; Aphididae
Gene: fz2
Product: frizzled-5
Exons: 2
Coding region: 1284-3194 (636 amino acids)
Biological process (GO): non-canonical Wnt signaling pathway; canonical Wnt signaling pathway
Cellular component (GO): plasma membrane
Molecular function (GO): Wnt-protein binding; Wnt receptor activity
Source: RefSeq, a predicted model, not a curated record
AAAAAAAAGAAUAAAAAAAACCACAAAAUUCCAAAGACUGCUCACCGCGAUGUAAUAACGGCGCUGCUUGAACGGGUCCAUCGACCACCGCUCGCCCGCGUAUUUAACACAGUCGUCUUGCCGUCGUCGAUCCGCAGUCGAUCGACCGAUCGAUAAAUGAUCAACAGAACCAACACGGGCAAAAUACGCGUUUAAGACGCCCGCGUAUAAUUGUAUUUAAACAUACAUACAUCCAAAACAUAUAUAUAUAUAAAUAAUAUUAUUAUUAUUUUCUAAAAAAAACCAUCUGCGCCGUUCACCUCUCACCAUCACCCCACCGCCCACCGAGCCCGAGGCUCUCACACACACACACACACACACAAACGCCCUGCUCUACGUAUAGCACAGCCUCUCGUCUCCCCCCCUUCCGCGAACACCCCAGCCAGCUGGUCCACCACGUCAUUCCAAACAACAAUGUGCGUACGCGAGUAAUAUAAUAUAUACACACGCACACGCACACAUACACACGCACACGCACGCACAAGAGGUUCUGACCGUUUUCAUGCGGCGGCAGACUCGUUUCCCGAACGAUUUCGAAUCGCCUCGUUAACCGGGUGAAAUAAUAUAUCGGCGGCGGACCACUACAACAACUAUUAUAUACACACAACAACGACGACGUACGACGUGCCUCACACGCACGCACGCGGUGUAGUAGUCUGUAUAGUAGUAAUAAUCCGAGACGACCGACCACUUGUGUUGUAUUAUGCACGGCGCGCACCAGUCGUCCAACGUCGUCCGUGCCGUUCGCUAGCGCGUCGAAUUUGGUCACUUAAAACCGCGAUUUUGCCGCGGGUCCGCGAGCGAUCUACAUAAUAUAUUAUAUCAACAAAAACAUCGUCGACCGUCGUCUUUUACCGUGCGAUAAUUGAUUAAUAAUAAUAUUAAAUACGGUGAUCCAUACUAAGCUUCAAUGAACACUACAUAAUAGUAUUUAAGUGGUUGUUGUCGUCGUCGUUUUAUUAUUAUUGCGAAUUUCGUAAUUAUUAUGCUACUCUUAGCCGCAAAUGAGUUCGUUCCGAGUGCAUACGGCGGGACGACGCCGCAGGAUCGGCUCCUGCAAUGACCGUUGGUCAGUCACCGCCAUAGUCUUCCACCGCAGGUGUUGAGAUACGGUCAUGAAGUUUCGUAACCACUCGGAAUCGUCGUCGUCACGCAGAACUCGAGCGUGAAAAGGAUCCAUUUUCGUUGGACUACAACCGCGGACACGUGCGCCGGACGUUACCGUGCCGAGAAGUGUCGCAGAUAUGUGCUCAGCGCCGACACUAGUGGCGGCCGUGUUGUUAGCGAUCGCGGCCACCGCCGUCUGCAACAUGCAGCCGGUGGCCGUGACGAACACGGCGGCGGCGUCGGCGGGGGCUGUGGCCGGUGUGGCGGCCGUGCCGGCGGCGGGGCGCUGCGAAGAGAUCACCAUACCGAUGUGCCGGGGCAUCGGGUACAACAUGACGUCGAUGCCUAACCAGCUAAACCACGAGACGCAGGAGGAGGCCGGCAUGGAGGUGCAUCAGUUCUGGCCACUGGUCGAGAUCAACUGUUCGGCGGACCUCAAGUUUUUCCUGUGUUCCGUGUACACACCCAUUUGCAUCGAAGAGUACCAGCGGCCACUGCAGGCGUGCCGGAGCGUGUGCGAACGGGCCCGGGACGGGUGUCUGCCGGUCAUGCAGCGGUACGGGUUUGUGUGGCCUGAGAAGAUGCAGUGCGACAAGCUGCCGGUGCACGGCGGCCCGGAACUGUGCAUGGCCCAAGACGUGUACGAGCAGCAUCAGCACGUGCCAGUCAAGCCGACCAAGAAGCCGACUGCGUCACUGGCAAACAAGUGCAAGCCGGGUAGCAGGGCCAAGGGAUGCGAGAAGUAUGCGUUCGGCGGCGGUGGUGUUGGCGACGAGGACGGGUGCGAGUGCAAGUGCCGGCCGCCGCUAGUAGCCAUCGACAGGGAAUCGGUUCGGUACAACCGCAGUGGCGUGUCCGUGGCGGGCGUGGACAACUGCGCGAUGCCCUGCCGGGCCGUGCUGUUCACCGACGAAGAGAAGGAUUUCGCGUCCACCUGGAUCGCCCUGUGGUCGAGCAUAUGUUGCGUCACCACGCUGAUGACACUCACCACGUACACCAUCGACACUCAGCGUUUCAAGUAUCCGGAAAAGCCGAUCGUGUUCCUGUCCGGUUGCUACCUGAUGGUCAGCCUCGGGUACCUGAUCCGAGUGUACGCAGGCCACGACGCGGUCGCCUGUGAGCCCGACGGUUCCGUCAAGUACAACGCGUCCGGGCCCACGCCGUGCACGCUUGUGUUCCUGUUGCUCUACUUCUUCGGCAUGGCCUCGUCCAUCUGGUGGGUCAUACUGGCGUUCACAUGGUUCCUGGCAGCUGGUCUCAAGUGGGGAAACGAGGCGAUCGCGUCCUACUCACAGUACUUCCACCUGGCCGCUUGGCUGAUACCCACCGUCAAGUCGCUUGGCGUGCUGGUCAUGUCGGCCGUCGACGGGGACGCGUUCGCUGGCGUAUGUUACGUGGGCAACCAGAACCCGGAUAACCUUAAAAUGUUCGUCCUGGCGCCGCUUGUCGUCUACCUGGCGCUGGGAAUAUCGUUCCUGUUGGGCGGGUUUGUUUCGCUGUUCCGCAUCCGAAACGUCAUCAAGCAGCAGGUGGGCCGAAGCAAGGCGGACAAACUGGAAAAGCUCAUGAUCCGGAUCGGCGUGUUCAGCGUUUUGUACACCGUGCCCGCAUCUGUCGUCAUCGGAUGCCACUACUACGAGGCCCGGUACAUGCCUGACCGUGUGGCUCACCUGGCGUGCCCGUGCUCCGAACCGGACCCGGACACCAAGCCGGUGUACACCAUGCUCAUGCUCAAAUACUUCAUGACGCUGGUGAUGGGUGUCACGUCAGGCGUGUGGAUAUGGUCUGGUAAGACGGUUGGCUCGUGGAAGCGCCUGUCCCGUCGGCUGUUUGGUGGUGGUGGGGUCGGUAGUGGAGGCGGUGGCGGCCGUAUGUCUAAGGGCGGCCCCAACCCGGUGCUCGUCAAUCCAGGCAAACAACGCAAGCAGCUGCAGUACAUGCCCGCACCGUCUGUUCCAGGUAGUACGCUGCCCUCGUCCCACCACCUGGCCCCAUCGUCCAGCCUGCACCACCACAUUAUCAAACAGGCGCCGCUUAGCCACGUAUGACAUCAGUACGCCACUCCUGCCCUUAGCUACGAGCAACCAGACCCGUCCGAGGACAUGAUGCCCUCUACCACGGGGCUCAGUGACUAUGGUCCUCUUUAAAGGGUCGGCAGGAGGAAUAAUGAUGAACCAACAACCCAUCAGAAACAUAAAAUAUGAUCUCGAUAUGUACUUUAAUUAUUAUUAUUAUUAUUAUUUUUAUUAUUUUUAUUAUUAUUUCUGUACAAUAUACCACCUACUCGAACAAACGAACCUCCCACCACAUUUAAAACUCGGAACCGACAUUGGGAACACAUCACAUCGGAAAUAGACGUGUCUUUUUCUUUACAAUAGGUACCUACGUCUACGUGGUUCACAGCAAAAAUAGUAAAAUAUAAUGUAACUCCAUCGUUAAACCAAAUUACUAACGUGACAUUUUCGACUGGUUUGACAAGUUAACUAGUAAAAACAAAAAACGUGUAGCUACCCCGUCGGCCAUAGGUUUAUUUUCUGGUGCUUUCCCCAAUUCAAUUUUAACUUAUAUAAUUUUUAUUUUGUAAAUAACUUUAAAUUUAAGAAGCGUAUACUAGUCGUAGUUGUUAAGUUGUGUAUUUUUUUGUUUGUGUUAACAUUAAGAAAUCCUUUUAUACUGUAAUUACUUUAAAAAGGAAAAGACAACAUUCGGUUAUCCGAAAUUACUAUAAUUAACUCAUUUUUUUUCUAAAGAACAAAUAAAAUAAAUAUGACUUGUUCGCCAAACUCGUGCAAUAUAUAUGAUUCCAAUGAUUUUUUUGAUGAAAAUAUAAAUUUUAUUAUUUUUAAGCCAAUGUAUAUUAGACGUUUUUGUCUCUUUUACUGCCCUUAUAUACGAAAAACAAACUGUAUACGUAAAUUUUAAGUGAUAAUAUUAUUAUAAACAUAUUAUACGAGUAAGUUUUAUUAUUCAUGCAUACAAAUUAUUUAUACUAUUUAUAAUAUAUAUUACUGUAUUGUAGCAGAAAAUACUGUACAUAAUAUAACAUGUUUUAAAUAAAAAUUGUACAUUUCAUGUUUUCAUAA